AUGUUCAAGAAUACAACCGCGAUGGUUCUUAAAGUUGUGUGUGUUGCUCUGAUGCUGUCUAAAGAAAUUUCAGUGUUGGCAUGCAGUUUGAACACAAGUGGGAACAUAAGGUAAAUUUGAAUCCGGUUCAAGCUUAUUCUUUGGUCAAUAAAUCAACUUUGGGUGUUCUCAUCUGAAUGACCUUUCUUUUUAGUGAGAGGUUAACAAUAGAGGGAAUACCGCCAGUAUUUGAACCUCAAAAUGCUUCGGCCAUUUUAAAGAAACUUUUGAGCAAUUACGACAAAAGGCUGAGACCCGGACAUGCAGGUAAUUUUUCGUGUUUUCCUGUUUUUGUUGCCUUUGUUAAAAUGAGACCAUAGUUCAUCCUCACUUGUCGCGAAAAUUAUUUCUUUUAACCGCGAAAACUAGUACCAUAAGGUACCGGACAGAUUUAGCGAAGAGUGUUUUGUUUUUGCCUUUUGCCAAAAUCACCUUUUUUCUCUCAGAACGACCUUUUUUUUUUUCAGAACGACCAGUUGAUAUUGCGAUAGACAUUGGAGUGCUGUCUAUUUCAAAUAUUGAGGAAGAAAACAUGGUAAGCCAGUCUUCAAUUUAGUAGCCUGAGUCGUAGACACCCUAUACCGCCGGUAUAGACUACAUCAGUGGUUUGAUGCGUGAGCCUGAUGUAACGUAGGCUACACGGUUUUUUGCAGUUUAUUUCUUUAUACAAUUUAAGUACUCUUGUAUUCUUCAUUUGGUUCACCUGCACGGAAUCCAAGAUAGUCUUGGAUUCUACACCUGGAAUCCACUCAGUGGAAUUUAGAUUCUAGAUUCCAAUCGUUAGUGGGAUUCUAGAUCCCCUGAGCUGUAUUCCGGAUUCCAGAGCCCGGGAUUCCGUAUUCCACAAGGCAAUAUUUCCGGAUUUCGGUUUCCACAAGCAAAAAUUUCCUGGAUUUCGAAAUCCAGAUUUUCUAACAUGGUUAGGUUACAGUGCAGCACUUGAUAACUAACACAGCAUUCUAACUCGUACUUAGAAAUUCACAGUGGAUAUGUUCUUGAGGCAAUUGUGGUUCGACAGCAGACUGGCGUUUGGCAAUGGAAGCAACGCCCUUGUGUUGAAGCAAGAGGUCCUUGAUAAGUUAUGGCUGCCUGAUACGUAUUUCGAAAAUAGUGUAAAGACCACUGUGCAAAAAGAAACAAUGACGGUGGUACUAAUUGGAGAUGGUUUACUUGUUUAUUCCAAGAGGUAAUUUGAAUCUUUAAGGGAAAAAAAAUAACGCUGACACUUUUGGAUAUGUGUGGUACUUGAGUAGUCAUUUGAAAAGUCGCUGCCAACAAAAAGUCGUUUCGGCGACAACUUUGCUAAAGAACUGGGGCUGACUCAAACUAUUCGACACAAAAAAAGGACCCCAUAAUAAUUUUAAAGCAAUUUAGAGUAAUUAAUUUGCCGGAAGAAGGAGAAUUCUUAUAUCAGAGCUCCGAGCUCCAGGUUAGAAUCGAACUCACGACCCUCCGAGUUCUAGUUCGGACAAUCUAACCACUGAGCUACUCGAAGCUCUAUGGAGAGAAAUUUAAUUGUGAUAAGAUAAAGAUUUCAAGAAUAACUGUCCACCGAACACAUGAGUGUACAAACAAAGGAUGUACAAUCAGUUUAAUAAUCUUUUCCUUUGUUUUUAAACUUGUAAUUAUUCGUUUAAGGGUAAAGGUCAUCGCCAGGACGUUGAUGAAUUUCCACGCCUUUCCUAUGGACAAGCAAACAUUCAGAUUGGAUGUUGCAUCAUGUAAGUAUUCGUAGCUUAUUAGGCGGCAUGUUAAGGCAUAGCUCACAUCCUAAUCAUUAACAUAAUUUGGCAAAGUGGCAUUUGAGAUGAAACGGAUUGUUUUGAUCAGUUGUCAUGAAACUUGGCGAACAGUUUUAGCUCGUUGGCCUUAACAAUAUGUGACAUAUUCAUUAUUGAAAUAUUAGUCACGUGACCUGCAAAUGAUCGCUAACUUUCAAAGUGUUCAAAUUAAAACGGGGGAAAGGAAAUGAAAGAGUAGCAAAUAUUCUUAGGCACCAGUGUUUUUCCCAUGGCCUGGAUAUUAUGAAAUAGCCCAACAUGUAUGCCUAAGUGGAGCAAGGAUUACGAAAUAAAGAAAAACAGGCCACUUGACUUUAAAAGACUUUAAUAACUCUUAUUUACAAUCCAAACAGUUUCGCUGACAAUUUGAUGACAAGUAUUUUUAGGCUGAAGUUUAAAAACCUUGCUCCCUUUUAGAAAACAGGUUUUAUGACGUUAUGAUCCAAGGAAUGUCACGUGAUGCUAGGGAAGAAUUUUCCAAAACUAUUUUAGUGAGAUAAUGUCGCUCAUGGGUACGGGUUGAGGUCGGGUUUUUCUCGUUCUGAAUUCCGCUUUGUCAGAACGGACCGCCUUAGUAAUUUUGUUACCCACAGUUAUAAUAGGAUUUAAUUGUUUUUGCCUUCUGUGCCAUGUGUAAUUAUGUGUUGUGCGUAUUCUUGACCUCCCUUGUAAUUUAGUGUUAUACACUACCAAAAGGGUUUAAUAAACUGAUUAUUAUUAUUAUUAUUAUUAUUAUUAUUAUUAUUAUCAUUAUCAUAUCUUUAUGCAACCCUUUACUUGGACCCUUCUGCGUCAUUAAAAAAGGUUAUUUGCAUUCUCUGUGGGGGGUCUUUUUAGCCUUUAAACCCAUGCCUUAACUUACCUCAUCGACUACCUAUUUUUUUUUUUGCAGACGGAUUUGAAACCAGCCAACUGCGCUACAGACGUAUACAUGUGCAUAUGUUGAACAAAGCCUAUGAGAUGUCAGAUUUUGUGAUCAUCAAUCAAAGUACAACAAUCGAUACCACAAAAUACUUCCUAGGUAUAUAUGAAACAGUCUCAUGUCAUCAUAGUUUGGUAAACAAGUGUCAGAAAAAUGUAGCAAUGAGAAAUCAGCAGUAAAUCAAACAUGGCGAGAAGGGGCGCUUUAAACUCUCUUUGGAGUCAGCAAGUUUCCAUAUUGAAUUCGAGUCUUGGGAUUUCUAUACUUUGGUGCAGAUUAAUAGUAAUGGUUUAGUUCUCCUCUUAAAAAAUAGAGGCAACAUGCACCAUAAAUUAAUCAAUAUGAUACAAUUACAAAUGACCACCUCACCCGAUCAAUUAUCUUAAGAUCGUAGUUGAAUUUUUAAAAUUGAUUAAUAUGAUUUAUCACCUUUGAAACGAGACGGUUUGGCCGUGAAUGUCCUGAUCCCAUCUAUCUUUGUUACAGGUUGUUUUGAGAUAUUGAAAAUCGCCUUUACUGCUAAGAGAAGAAGUGGUUAUUAUUUCAUAAAGGUCUAUUUUCCGGCUAUUCUUUGCACAGUGGUUUCGUGGGUGGCUUUCUGGAUCGACCCACGAAACAUUGGGGACAGGGGAACUGUCGGUAUUACCUCGCUGCUCACUCAGAUGUUCUUGGUGCAAAGCGUUAAUGAGAAUAUGCCACGUGUCAGCUAUGUAAAGGCUGCUGAUCUGUUUUUAAUUGUGUCCUUCGCGUUCUCCUUUACUACGCUUCUUGAGAGCGUUAUCGUUUAUAAGGCCGCCUCAAGAGAAAAGCGGAAGAUGAAAUCUUCACCUAUUGCCACACAGGAACACGAAACCGAUCAACAGACAUGUGUGUCGAAUCAAAACGAAGAGACGGCUGUUAAUGUCCUCGAGAGGAAGAACAGAAUUUCAAUGAUUCUACACCUGACAGAAGCUAAAGGUAUUUCAGAGGUCCGGGAAACGAACAGGCUCAUGGAAACAUGGAUCGACGGAAUAUCCCGAGUCCUUUUCCCCUCUGCCUAUGCAGCUUUUUUAGUUGGUUAUUUCACUACGUAUAUGGCUUAA
This is a messenger RNA of Porites evermanni, 3824 nucleotides long. The record is from the annotation of a GenBank genome assembly. NCBI's taxonomy places the organism in Eukaryota, Metazoa, Cnidaria, Anthozoa, Scleractinia, Poritidae.